AUGAAUUUAGAAAAGGAGUGCAUAAUCAUUUUUGAUGAAAAAGAAGAAAUUCCUUUACAAAUAGAAAUAGAGGAUGUUAAGAGUAAAUAAUACCUAGGUCAGCCACUAACAAGUGAUAAAGUUGGUCUCUCAAUGUGCAUUUCAGGAUAUCAACAAAAUUAACUUUAGAAAAAAAUAGAUGAGUUAAAAGAAAUUGCAAGGAUUGCUAAGCAGAAAGAUGGAGAUUUACAACAAACCUAAAUGAUCUAAAAUUUACCUUAUAUUCUGUUUGGCCCAAAGUAACUCUAAACAAAUUCAGGGCAAUAUGAGUUUCGCAAAUAGUUUUGUAAUUAAGCGAAAGUAUAAAAAGUAUAAUCAGAUCAAAAAUCAAAUGUCUCAAUAUUAAUAUAUCAAGGAGAAACGUAUUAGAGUUUAUGCCAAUAAAUCUCUCAAUAUAACAAGGAUGUAACUAAAUUAACACCUAUUGUAUUAAUCAAUGGGAAAACAGCAUUUAAAAAGCUAUUGAGAUCUAAUGAGAACUUAUUUAAAAACUUGUAUUAAUUUUCAUACCUGCCAUUUCAUUAAAAGUUUGAGACCUCGAAUUACCAUAGUUUAUAUUUCCAAAUAGUAGAUGAUAAGACUAAGAAAAUAGUGUAUUAUUUUGUAUUUUCGAGAGAAUUAAAUAAGUUAGAAUUGAUAAAAUGGAUCUAUUAAGGGAUUUUAAGGUUUAUUUAGCCAAAAUUUGCUGUAAUAGCCCCAAGUAAUGUGACUUAUCUUUAAAGCUUAAAUAUAUUAUAGCUUUUUAAAAUAUUGGAAGAAGAUGAAAAAUAUUUUGGAGUUUAAUCUUUAAACAAAAUUUAUUACAAAGGGAGUUUUUCAGAUAAUUUGUUAGAAGAUUUAUCUGAUAUUGCGCUUAACCUAGAUUGCAUGUUUAAACUAAAAUAAUUCCAUGAUCCCCUCUCUUGUAUAUAUAUGUGGGAGAGAAUAGAAGAGUUUAUAGGGGAUUAUAUAAGUAGACUUACAAAUGAGUACUCUUUGAAUAUGUGGGCUGUUGGAUAUAGUGCAAUUCUACCUAAACUCAUGCUUGAAGUUGCAAAUAAAGAAUUGAAGAUUAUCACAUAAUAAAUUAGUAUGUAAUAAUUUAAUUAGAAUUAAUUUGAAACAGUAUUCAAUUAAUUUUGUGAGUUCAAACAAAAUGUUAACUAUUAAUUUAAGAAAUGCAGAUUUAGAUCUUGUAGGAAUUUGCUUCAAUGGUUCAUAUCAAAAGUGAUAUUUCUCUAUAAUUACUUCGCAAUUUCAAUCUGUAAAUUAAUUAUCUUAACUCUUUUAUAGGUUUCUUUUUCUCAUUUUAAUGUCCAUAUCAUGUUUUCUAUAAUUUUAUGGGGGAGUCAGUUGGAUAUACUGCAAUAUCUAUUCUCUUACCUUUGUUAUAUGCCAUCAAUGUCUUGCUGUUUAUACUGCUCACAUAAUUAUACCAUUUUCAGGACAAAAUAAUUGAUAAGAAUUAAAACAAAGAAAUAGCCAUUAUGGGACAAAAGGAUGACUAGAAAGAAUGUUUUAACUUUUAGGCUAUCGCAGAAUCUUAAAAUAUUGAUGUUCUGUACUAUCAACAAUUAGAUUAACGAUAUUAAAUUAAAGUAGAAAUCUAAGAAGAUGACUAUUUAAGGGAUGUCUCUCAUUCUAUGAAAGGUGAUUUAUUAAAAAAGGAAAUAUAUUUAGGGUAUAAAUUCCCUUAGUUGAAAUACAUAAGUGAUUACAUCAAUAUUUUAAUUGAAAUUUAGAAUUACUUAGAUUUUACAGUUUCAAUUUUUAUUAUUGUUAAUUUGAUCCUCAUAUAUACUGAAUAAGUAAACAAUGCGUAAACUGAAGUGGAGAUGAUAUUAAUAGCAUCAGCUUUUAAUAUUAUCAUAUUAUUCCGUUUCUUUACUCAAGGAUCAGGAAUAUUUCGCUUGAUGUAUAAGUUCUCGUUGUUAUCAUACUUUUGGCACUUUUUUUAGUUGCCUAAACGCAGCAGUCCAGCUAUCUAAAGAAUUGAUUAAAAAAAAUAACUUGGAACUUAAGUAUUUUUAAAUUUUGUUCUAUUUUAUGCUUUUAUUUCAAUCGAGUCCUACUACAAUUAUUCUGGAUAUAUUUUGAUUGCAAUUUUCGCAUUCUUAUCGAUUGUAUAUUUAAUUAUGGGUUUGUUUAAUUGUAUUUCCUAUCUUUGCUAUAAUACCUCCAUACCAAAAAAUUUAGCCGAAAUAAUGGAAGUGAAAUUAUUCAAUAGUUUGAAAUUGGAAGAUGAUAGCUAAAACACACUUAUUGGAAAAGCGAGAAAACUAAUUGGCGAAAAUGUUAAAAACGAUAAUAAUAAGUUUUAAGAUGAUCUAAAGUUAACUUAAUUAAUGAAUAAUCACGAUUUCAGGAAUUUAACAAACACUAUAAAAAUCCAAAUCAAGGAAGAUCUCUAAAAAUAAAAUCUAAAAAUGGAAGACAUAUAAUUAAUCACUGCCUAAGUAGAACUUGCAAUAAAUAAAUAUUAUUAAAAUGCAAAUAAUUAGUAAUAAGAUCAAAAAAAGGAAAAUGAACUUAAUUAAAACAUAAUUUAGAAUUAAUAAAAGCAAAGUUAAUAAUAAUAGAAGAUUUAAAAUAUAAAUAGUGAAUUGAAAGGGGAUGAUUAGAAAUUGUCAAAUAAAUCUUCAUAAGUCAAUUAUCUUUUAUAAAGCAAUAACAAUUUGCCUUCAUUACUCAAUUAGAAUAAUAAAAUAGGUUCAUAGAUUAAUUAGAAUGCUGGUUCAUAAUUAAAACAGAAUUUUGGUUCAUAGGUUAAAUAGAAUGACUUUGGUGGUUAAAUAAUUAGAUAAAAUCAGAAAUGA
Molecule: messenger RNA, 2834 nt
Organism: Paramecium octaurelia
Lineage: Eukaryota; Ciliophora; Oligohymenophorea; Peniculida; Parameciidae
Source: the annotation of a GenBank genome assembly